Messenger RNA from Rhodofomes roseus, 746 nucleotides. RefSeq lists its product as uncharacterized. NCBI's taxonomy places the organism in Eukaryota, Fungi, Basidiomycota, Agaricomycetes, Polyporales, Fomitopsidaceae. Gene Ontology annotation, cellular component: NatC complex. The record is from RefSeq and is a predicted model, not a curated record. The transcript has 3 exons. The coding region runs from base 62 to 439 and encodes 125 amino acids.
UAGAUCGCGCUUUCCUCACACGGGCCGGCACUGCUCGCUCUCAACGCUCUCUGCGAUCAUCAUGUCGGACACCUCAUCCUCUCGCUCGUCGGGGAGCUCGACGCCCCCACCAAGGCCCGCAACGCCUGUCUCUGUCAAACGCCUCAGGUCGCUGCUAUGCCGAACACUCCGUGUGACCAUCGACGACGGCCGUAUAUUCGUCGGCACCUUCGUGGGGACAGACAAACAGCUCAACAUUCUCCUCGUCAGCACAGAGGAAUUCCGUAUCGGUGCAGACGCGGUCGAUGGAAACCCCAACGGGCGAUUCGUUGGACAGGUCAUGAUACCCUGGAGGCUCGUCCGCAAGGUCGAGGCGUCGGGGAGAGACGGCGCGCAGCGGCCUGCAGAGGAUGUCGUCGCCGGGAGCCCUCCGGAGAGUGACGAUAUUCUGUACGCAUGAGGAACAGGCAGUCUUUCAGGGUCGGAUCCUGACGCCGAUACGAAGGAUGCGCACAGCGGAUCGCUCGAGGUGCUGAAAAGGACGCUCAUCCUGGCGCGCAUAUCGUCAUUACACCCGCCCACCGCCCGCCCGUCCCCGUUUGGAACGGGGUACCUUGCCGUAACCGUCCUCUACUGCCGCCCCGUGGAGUGUGUCCGCUCUGGACUCGUCGCAGGGGCUAGUGCACGCUGGGACGGAUCACGCUAUGCGAGCAACUGGGUAUGUAGGCUCCUGCGCGAGUCCAAUCGGAUCCUGUACUUUCGUGUAU